This is a messenger RNA of Mollisia scopiformis, 1746 nucleotides long. RefSeq names its product histone acetyltransferase ELP3. Gene Ontology annotation, biological process: tRNA wobble base 5-methoxycarbonylmethyl-2-thiouridinylation. Gene Ontology annotation, cellular component: nucleus; cytoplasm; elongator holoenzyme complex. Gene Ontology annotation, molecular function: iron-sulfur cluster binding; acyltransferase activity, transferring groups other than amino-acyl groups. Lineage: Eukaryota; Fungi; Ascomycota; Leotiomycetes; Helotiales; Mollisiaceae. The coding region runs from base 1 to 1746 and encodes 581 amino acids. The record is from RefSeq and is a predicted model, not a curated record. The transcript is spliced from 3 exons.
AUGGCGACCGAAACUCUUACAAUGACGUUGGCUGAGAGGCAGAAAAAGCCCAAAGACCAAAACCUACCACCAGAAAAUGAAAGAUACAUCCGCUGUUGCUCUGAUAUAGCAAGCUUUCUUAUCGCAGAUCAUGAAGCUCAGCAGGACCAAAAUGCGCCGAGGAAAGAUGUGAACCUCAAUAGCUUGCGCUCAAAGAUGUCCAAGAAGCACAGGUUAAGCAAUAUUCCCCCUCUAACUGCUAUCAUUGCUGCAAUUCCUGAACAACACAAGAAAUACAUCUUGCCAAAAUUAAUAGCAAAACCAAUCAGAAGUGCUUCUGGAAUAGCUGUUGUGGCUGUAAUGUGCAAACCUCACAGAUGCCCUCACAUCGCAUACACUGGUAACAUUUGUGUAUACUGCCCAGGCGGUCCUGACUCCGACUUCGAAUACUCGACUCAAUCAUAUACUGGCUACGAGCCGACUUCCAUGCGAGCAAUUAGAGCACGAUACGAUCCAUUCGAGCAGGCAAGAGGACGAGUCGAUCAGAUCAAAUCUCUAGGGCAUAGCGUGGACAAGGUUGAAUACAUUAUCAUGGGUGGCACUUUCAUGUCCCUGGCGCCCAGUUACAGAGAAGGUUUCAUUUCACAACUUCACAAUGCACUUAGCGGAUACCAGGGGAACAAUGUCGACGAAGCUGUUGAGGCAGGAGAGAUGAGUAAUAUCAAAUGUGUGGGAAUCACAAUAGAGACACGGCCCGAUUAUUGCCUUCCUCCCCACUUGACCGACAUGCUGCGAUAUGGAUGUACACGGUUGGAGAUUGGCGUACAGUCUCUUUACGAGGAUGUUGCUCGAGAUACAAAUCGAGGCCAUACAGUAGCAUCGGUGGCAGAAACUUUCUGCUUUGCGAAAGAUGCAGGAUUUAAGGUUGUCAGCCAUAUGAUGCCAGAUUUACCAAAUGUUGGCAUGGAAAGAGAUUUGGAUCAAUUCAGAGAGUACUUUGAGAAUCCAGCCUUCCGAACCGAUGGCCUCAAGAUCUACCCAACGCUCGUCAUUCGAGGCACGGGACUAUAUGAGUUGUGGAGGACUGGAAGAUAUAAGAACUAUACACCAAAUGCUCUGAUUGAUAUCGUUGCCCGGAUUCUGGCCUUGGUCCCUCCUUGGACUCGGAUCUAUCGUGUCCAGAGAGAUAUCCCCAUGCCUCUGGUCACCUCUGGUGUCGAAAAUGGGAAUCUGCGUGAACUGGCUUUGAGUCGAAUGAAGGAUUUUGGGACUACUUGCCGUGAUGUUCGAACACGAGAGGUCGGCAUUAAUGAGGUCAAAAACAAGAUUCGUCCAUCACAAGUGGAAUUGGUCCGUCGAGACUACACGGCAAAUGGCGGAUGGGAAACUUUCCUGGCAUAUGAGGACCCCAAGCAAGAUAUCCUCAUCGGACUGUUGAGACUGAGGAAGUGCUCAGCAAAAUACACUUUCCGCCCCGAGCUUACGGGACAGCCGACAAGCUUGAUUCGUGAGCUACAUGUCUAUGGUUCUGCUGUACCAGUACAUGGUCGCGAUCCAAGAAAGUUCCAACAUCAAGGUUACGGAACCUUGCUGAUGGAAGAGGCCGAGAGAAUCGCAAGAGAUGAACAUGGCAGCACGAAGAUCACUGUCAUAUCUGGAGUUGGCACAAGAGACUAUUAUCGCCGACUUGGAUAUUGGCUUGAUGGGCCAUAUAUGAGCAAGCACCUGAAACCCAGAGAUGAAGAUGACAGCGAUGAUGAUUUCUGA